Molecule: messenger RNA, 4479 nt
Organism: Clonostachys rhizophaga
Lineage: Eukaryota; Fungi; Ascomycota; Sordariomycetes; Hypocreales; Bionectriaceae
Source: the annotation of a GenBank genome assembly
CAACUUGCUGCCCCUGAAACCAUGACUGAGCCGGGCUUUACAAGCGACAAGUCCAAUCCCGAAAUGGGGACGAGUAUCGAUGUGCAAACAUCUGUUGGUAAAGCAGACUCGGCAACCCUCCACGAAGACACAGUAAAUCAUGCUUCUUCUGAUUCAGAGGAUCAGAACGGUGGAAUGGAGGCCCAGCUUCACAGUCUUGCCCGCAGGCUCACCAAUCACUCUGAGGCAAGCCCGCCACUCUUUCCCGUUGCUGCCGGUACGCAGCUUGAUCCAGGCAGCGACGAUUUCAACCCAAGAAAAUGGGCGAAGGCUUUCUACCAGUCCCGUGUGGACGCUUCCGACGGAAAUAAGCCUCGCACUACGAGUCUCGCCUUCAAGGAUCUCAACGUUUACGGUUUCGGUUCCGCUGUCGACUUCCAAAGAACUGUCGCCCACUUCCUACUCGAAGGUGUAGAUUUGGUCAGGCGUGUAAUUGGACGGGACAACAAAAAGAGGAUCGAUAUUCUCCACGACUUUGAAGGCUUGAUACACCAGGGAGAGAUGCUCUGCGUCCUCGGACCUCCAGGUUCUGGUUGUUCGACCUUGCUGCGAACCAUCGCGGGAGAUACCCAUGGUUUUUAUGUCAGCGAUGGAGCCACUUUGAACUAUCGAGGUAUUCGGGCAAAGGAGAUGAAGACGAUCUACCGAGGCGAGGCAAUCUACACAGCGGAAGUUGAUCACCACUUUCCUCAGUUCACGGUCGGGGAUACGCUUUAUUUUGCCGCUCGCUCUCGAUGCCCGAAGAAUAUCCCUAAUGAAAUAUCCAAACAGGAGUAUACCGAACAUCUGCGAGAUGUUAUCAUGGCGAUGUUUGGUAUUUCUCACACGAUCAACACGAGGGUCGGCAACGACUUUGUACGCGGUGUGAGUGGUGGUGAGAGGAAGCGGGUGACAAUUGCAGAGGCGUCACUGGGAUACUCUCCUCUGCAAUGUUGGGACAACAGCACGAGAGGUCUUGACAGCGCCAACGCUAUUGAAUUUUGUCGGACGUUGAAGACCCAAGCUGAUAUCAUCGGCUGCACCUCCUGCGUUGCCAUUUAUCAAGCUCCCCAAGCAGCGUAUGAUCUGUUUGACAAAGUAGUUGUAUUGUACGAGGGCCACCAAAUUUUCUUUGGUAGAGCUAGAGAUGCCCAGGUCUACUUUGAGAACUUGGGAUUCAUUUGCCCAGAGCAACAAACUACGGCCGAUUUCCUGACAUCUAUGACCAGCGCCAGCGAACGAGUCAUUCGACCUGGCUGGGAGAGCAAAGCACCUCGAACAGCAGAAGAGUUUUCAAAAGCCUGGAAGAACAGCCAGGAGCGGUCCCAGCUGAUGGGAGAAAUCGACCGCUACCUUGAGGAGCACCCGUUCGACGGCGAGCACCACCAGGAGUUCUUUGAGUCUCGCCGAAUCGACCAGUCAACGAUGCAGCGCGGCCGAUCUCCGUUCAACCUGUCAUUCUUUCAACAGAUGACGCUUACUUUCUGGAGAAGCUGGACCUUGUUAAAGAGUGAUCCAUCCCUCACGGUAACAUCCCUGGUCUGCAACGGCUUCGAAGCCAUCAUUAUUAGCAGCAUCUUUUACAAUCUUCCCCAAGACACUUCAAGCUUUUUCAAACGGACGCUUCUCAUAUUCAUGGUUAUUCUCCUGAAUGCUUUUGGUGGCAUUCUAGAGAUCAUGACGCUUUACGAAAAACGAAAGAUUGUUGAGAAACACGCCCGGUACGCCUUUUACCAUCCGAGUGCCGAAGCGCUUUCUGCCAUGGUUACCGAUAUGCCCUACAAAAUUGUCAACGCCAUUAUCAUGAACUUGAUUCUGUAUUUCAUGUGUAAUUUGCGACGCGAACCUGGCGCUUUCUUCAUCUUCAUGCUCUUCUCCUUUACAUUAACGAUGACUAUGUCAAUGCUGUUCCGCUUUAUUGGCUCCGUCACGAAGAGCAUGGAACAGGCUCUCGCGCCAGCCAGUGUCAUUCUCCUCGCCCUUGUCCUAUACACGGGUUUCACCAUACCGAUAGGUUACAUGCAGGUCUGGCUCGGUUGGAUUCGCUGGAUCAACCCGGUGUUCUACGGGCUGGAGAGCGUGUUCCUGAACGAGUUUGUCGGAAGACAGUUCCCAUGCACGAACCUGAUACCCUCCGGUCCUGGAUAUGAAAACGUGUCUCUGGCAGAACGGGCAUGCAACGUCGCCGGUUCCGUUCCUGGACAAGCCUCUGUCGACGGUGCAACCUACCUACAAGCUGCCUUUGGAUUUGUCAAUGCCAACAAAUGGCGUAAUCUCGGGAUCCUCAUUGGUCUUAUGAUUUUCUUCAUGGCCCUUCAUCUCGUUGCUACUGAGUAUGUCGCAUCUGAACGUUCCAAGGGCGAAGUUCUAGUCUUCACACGUGAAGCUAUGAAGAAGCGACAGAAAUUCAACGCAGACCUUGAAUCACCCGGAGCGGAUUCAUCAGCCAUGGCAGGACACCAGGUAGAGGACAGUGAUCGGAGCGAUUCUGCGGCUGAGGUUGAAAAGCAGACCUCUAUUUUCCAUUGGAGAAACGUUUGUUACGACAUCAAAAUCAAGAAUGAGCCACGAAGAAUUCUUGAUCAUGUUGACGGUUGGGUAAAGCCUGGUACACUGACAGCACUCAUGGGUGUUUCUGGAGCGGGAAAAACUACCCUUCUUGAUGUUCUUGCCAGCCGGGUGACCAUGGGUGUUGUUACUGGUGAAAUGUUGGUAGACGGAUCCCAACGUGACUCCUCGUUCCAGCGCAAAACAGGCUACGUCCAGCAACAAGAUCUUCAUCCAGAGGCAUCAACAGUCCGGGAAGCUCUUGAAUUUAGUGCUCUUCUAAGACAGCCAGCUCGUUAUUCGAAGGAAGAAAGAAUCGCUUAUGUCGACACUGUUAUUGAGCUGUUGAAUAUGGAAGAAUAUGCUGAUGCUAUUAUCGGAGUUCCAGGCGUUGGUCUUAAUGUUGAACAGCGUAAGAGACUGACCAUUGGUGUUGAGCUCGCCGCUCGCCCUCAACUCCUUUUAUUCUUGGAUGAACCUACUUCUGGUCUUGACAGCCAAACAUCUUGGUCUAUCUGCAAUUUGAUGGAGAAGCUGAUUAAGAGCGGCCAAGCUAUUCUGUGUACUAUUCAUCAACCUUCUGCUAUGCUCUUCCAGCGAUUUGACCGACUUCUCUUGCUUGCUAAAGGUGGCAAGACUGUCUACUUUGGAGAAAUUGGUAAGAAUUCACACAUCUUGAUGGACUAUUUCACACGGAACGGCGGUGCUCCGUUGCCCGCCGGACAAAACCCGGCAGAACACAUGUUGGAAGUUAUUGGUGCAGCCCCUGGCGCUCAUACUAGCAUUGACUGGCCUUCUGUGUGGAGGCAAUCUCCCGAGUACCAGGACGUCCAAAAUGAACUAGGAAGGCUAUGUACGAACGAAAAGACGGCCACUUCAACUACGGCAGUCGAGGAUCCUGGUCAAUUCGACGAAUUCGCCACACCGUUUUCUGCUCAACUCGUGCAGGUUACGAAACGUCUUUUCCAAGCCGUUUGGCGCAACCCCAGUUAUGUCAUGUCCAAGUUCAUUCUAUCGGCUGGAGCUGCUCUAUUCAUUGGGUUCUCUGUCAUGAACAUGGACAACACCAUGCGCGGCCUACAGAACCAAAUGUUUGGCGUCUUCCUCUUUCUCACUAUUUUUCCGCAGCUGAUUGAACAAUUUUGUCCUCUGUUCUGUACCCAGAGAACUCUCUACGAAGCUCGCGAGCGCCCUUCCAAGAUAUACUCGUGGCAGUCUUUUAUUGUGGCCAACGCUAUCGUAGAAGUCGCUUGGAACUCGCUCAUGUCCGUCUUUUGUUUCGUCUGCUGGUACUUUCCGAUUGGUCUCUACCGCAACGCCGAAUGGACAGACCAAGUACACUCGCGAGGCAUUACUAUCUUUCUUCAUGUCUGGCUGUUCUUCGUUUUCACAAGUACCUUUGCCAUGAUGCUUAUCGCCGGUUUGCCAAGCCCGGACAUCGCUGGCGGUGUUCUCACACUCAUCUUCAUCAUGAUGUUCGCUUUCAAUGGUAUUCUGGCAGGCCCCGAUGCACUCCCUGGAUUCUGGAUCUUCAUGUAUCGGGUCAAUCCUUUCACAUAUGUUGUUGAGGGGUUUUUGGGCACAACUCUUGCGAAUGCUCCGGUUACAUGUGCUUCAAACGAAAUUGUCACAUUCAUGCCACCCAACGGCACCACUUGCAGCGAAUAUCUUUCCGACUUCAUUGGCACGACCAGUGGAAAGCUUCUUGGAGAUUCCGGCUCGAGUACCACAGAAUGUAACUAUUGUGCCAUGUCGAGCACCAACGACUUCCUGGCUGGUAUUACGGUAAACUUUGAUAACCGCUGGCGCAACUUCGGACUGAUCUGGGCCUACAUCUUCUUCAACAUUGGCGCGGCCUUGUUCUUUUACUGGCUGGCCCGGGUCCCCAAACCUAAGAAGAUCAAGAAGGAGUAA